AUGUCCGCAUACGCCUCUGGCGACCCCAAAACCCAGGUCAUGAGGCAAAUCCAACAAGAGGCUGCUAUGCAGAACGCGAAGAUGUUGGUAGAGAAACUCAAUGAGCACUGCUUCGAACGAUGCGUCCCCAAACCCAGCACCUCUCUCUCCAAGGGAGAAGAAACCUGCUUCUCGAACUGCCUGCAGAAAUACAUGACCGCAUGGAAUACAGUCUCCCAACAAUACAUCACGGCGAUACAGAAGAAUUCUAGCUCCUCGCAGUUUUGA
This is a messenger RNA of Mytilinidion resinicola, 267 nucleotides long. RefSeq names its product mitochondrial import inner membrane translocase-like protein subunit tim13. The record is from RefSeq and is a predicted model, not a curated record. The coding region runs from base 1 to 267 and encodes 88 amino acids. Lineage: Eukaryota; Fungi; Ascomycota; Dothideomycetes; Mytilinidiales; Mytilinidiaceae. The transcript is spliced from 2 exons.